AUGAUUUUGUCAUACUUUGUAUCUCCUUUGAAUGAUUUAAAUGUUACUGUGGCAUUUAUUACAUUUUCUGUGGAUAAUAGCACUUUCUUCCACUCUGAAAAUGAUAACAGCCAUGCAUUGUUUGUGGUUAAAACUUACAUGGAUUUCGAGCCUCUUGUUCCAGAGAAUGCACGCUUGCGAGGCCAUCGGGCAGACUUUCGCAACUCAUGCCUUGGGUUCUUGUCCGAGGUUUCGGAUCUCCAGUUCUUUGCCCAAUUAAUCCAACAACUCGUAUUCUGCUGCAUACAAACAAAUAAGCGGCACGAACUGUGGUUCAAUUUGCAAGGCCACCUCGCCAGGUUCGGAAUUCAAGAGUACGCCCUCGUCACUGGAUUAAGGUGUGGUCUUCUUCCGGAUGACAAUGUCAUGGACCGAGUUCUUGACAAGAGAAGACUAAAGGACAAAUACUUUAAACAUGUGGACAAGAUUUCGUGCGCCCAACUCGAGCAGACAUUUCUUCGAUCGUCAAUGCCUCGAGCCGAUUGGUACAAGCUCGACCUCGCUUUGAUCAUCGAAGGAGUCUUCAAUGCUCCGGAUAACAACGUUGGUAUCGAUAUGGAGACGUUGUUGAUCGUCAGCGAUCUAGACUUGUUCUUUUCGUAUCCUUGGGGUAGAAUCUCAUAUGGACGUCUGAUAAAGGGCUUUCGGGGCCGUUGGGCAAGAAAUUUUUUGGAUGCGACGAAAAAGAAGGAGAAGGCGGUUAGCUACACGGUCCACGGCUUUCCCAUUGCCAUACAGAUAUGGGCGUUCGUGGCGGUGCCUGAAAUUGGUGAUCGCUUCGAUCAGCGUCUUGGUGAACGUUUCCCAUGGCUUCUCGGCUCGGCAUCAACAAAAUAG
This is a messenger RNA of Olea europaea var. sylvestris, 876 nucleotides long. RefSeq lists its product as uncharacterized. The record is from RefSeq and is a predicted model, not a curated record. NCBI's taxonomy places the organism in Eukaryota, Viridiplantae, Streptophyta, Magnoliopsida, Lamiales, Oleaceae. The transcript is spliced from 5 exons. The coding region runs from base 1 to 876 and encodes 291 amino acids.